This is a messenger RNA of Chelmon rostratus (copperband butterflyfish), 987 nucleotides long. It is a transcript of the gene b3galt1b, whose product is annotated as UDP-Gal:betaGlcNAc beta 1,3-galactosyltransferase, polypeptide 1b. Gene Ontology annotation, cellular component: membrane. Gene Ontology annotation, molecular function: N-acetyl-beta-D-glucosaminide beta-(1,3)-galactosyltransferase activity. The record is from RefSeq and is a predicted model, not a curated record. Lineage: Eukaryota; Metazoa; Chordata; Actinopteri; Chaetodontiformes; Chaetodontidae. Bases 1 to 987 code for a protein of 328 amino acids. The transcript has a single exon.
AUGCCUUCAAAAGUGUCAUGUUUAUACCUGUUGACAGUGGUCUGCUGGGCGAGCGCUCUGUGGUACUUGAGUAUAUCUCGCCCAACAUCCUCUUAUGUCGGCCACAUGUCCGUGCCUAUACGUAAGACUGUGAAAUCCCACAAAAACAUCACCUUCACCAACAUCCGCACCCGCCCCCUUAACCCACAUGCCUUUGAAUUCGUCAUCAAUGAGCCGAAGAAGUGCGAGAGCGCCACUCCCUUCCUGGUCAUCCUCAUUAGCACCACGCACAAGGAGUUUGACGCGCGGCAGGCCAUCCGGGAAACCUGGGGGGACGAGAGCACCUUCAGCGACAUCCGCAUCCUCACCAUCUUUCUGCUGGGCAGGAACACGGACAACGUCCUGAACCAGAUGGUGGAGCAGGAGAGCCAGAUCUUCCACGACAUCGUGGUGGAGAACUUUAUUGAUUCCUACCACAACCUCACCCUCAAGACCUUGAUGGGCAUGCGCUGGGUGGCGACCUUCUGCCCCAAAGCACAGUACGUCAUGAAGACAGACAGCGACAUCUUUGUCAACAUGGACAAUCUGAUCUACAAGCUCCUGAAGCCCACCACCAAGCCAAGGAGGAGAUACUUCACUGGCUAUGUUAUAAACGGUGGUCCCAUAAGGGAUAUGCGCAGUAAGUGGUACAUGUCCAGGGACUUGUAUCCUGAGAGCAAAUACCCACCUUUCUGCUCGGGCACCGGCUAUGUGUUCUCAGCAGACGUAGCUGAGCUAAUCUACAAGACUUCAUUACACACAAGACUGUUGCACCUGGAGGAUGUGUACGUGGGACUGUGUUUGCGCAAGCUGGGUAUUCACCCAUAUCAGAACAGUGGUUUUAAUCACUGGAAAAUGGCCUACAGUCUGUGCAGGUACAGACGGGUUAUCACUGUGCACCAGAUCUCCCCGGAGGAGAUGCACCGCAUUUGGAACGACAUGUCUAGCAAGAAGCACCUGAGAUGUUAG